This is a messenger RNA of Fonsecaea pedrosoi CBS 271.37, 1185 nucleotides long. RefSeq lists its product as uncharacterized. The transcript is spliced from 2 exons. Lineage: Eukaryota; Fungi; Ascomycota; Eurotiomycetes; Chaetothyriales; Herpotrichiellaceae. Bases 1 to 1185 code for a protein of 394 amino acids. Gene Ontology annotation, molecular function: protein binding. The record is from RefSeq and is a predicted model, not a curated record.
AUGGCGGAACGAGCCCAGGAUCAGCAAUCUGCCCCUCCAAAUAACCCGCAACCUGAAGUGGAGGGCAACGACGAAGACAAACACGCCCACAUCGAACUUCCACCUCCCGAGUCGACUACACACCAGUCUCAUGCUUCGGGGCCUCUCGUCAGCAGCAAUGGCUGGGAUGGUAAAUUGCGCAUGCCGGCUCGCAACGCCGUCUUGACCAACCCCGAAAUCCUGUCCGACCCAGACUACUCAGACCCCGAUGCCCCUCCUGUCGAACAAAUUGAAGCCGACGAGGAUCUGUUGGACGAAUGGCCGCUCGAUUCCGAGGACCUCGACCUGGUGCACUGCCGCAUCUCUUCCCUACCUGCUCUAAAACUCGAGCGCUUCACAAAACUGAAAAGACUGUGCCUGCGGCAGAAUGCCAUUACCUCUAUCCUUCUCCCCGAGGCCUUGGGGGAGGUACUUGAAGAGUUGGAUCUCUAUGACAAUCUCAUUUCGCACCUCAAAGGGCUCGAAGACCUGAAGUGUCUCAAGUCGCUGGACCUGUCUUUCAAUAAGAUCAAGCACAUCAAACACGUCAACCACCUCCACGCGCUUACCGAGUUGUACUUUGUGCAGAACCGCAUUUCCAAGAUUGAGAAUCUGGACGGUCUCUCGAACCUGAACAUGAUCGAGCUGGGUGCGAAUCGCCUGCGUGAGAUUGAAAACCUCGAUAGCUUGACCCAGUUACGGGAACUCUGGCUGGGCAAGAACAAGAUUACCGAAAUCAGAAAUCUCUCGCCUCUGCGGAAUCUCCGUCUGCUGGACUUGAAAUCCAACCGCCUCACAUCAUUAGGCGGUCUCUCUGAUCUGACGAAUCUGGAGGAACUCUACGUCUCGCACAACGCCAUUUCUUCCAUCCCCGCAGACGCCCUAUCGAACAACAAAAAGCUCCGUGUCUUGGACAUCUCCAAUAACCAAAUCUCCCACCUCGAAAACAUCUCUCACCUCACAGAACUAGAAGAGUUCUGGGCGAGUUCAAACCAACUAAGCGAUUUCCGGGAGGUCGAGCAGGAGCUGCGGGACAAGGAGCAUCUGGAGACGGUAUACUUUGAGAUGAAUCCCUUGCAAUUGCAGGGGCCCGCGGUGUAUAGGAAUAAAGUGAGGUUGGCUUUGCCGCAAGUCUCGCAGAUAGAUGCUACUUUCGUCAGGGUAUGA